AUCAGGUGCCGCGGGGCAGAAGAUGCGGAGAAACUGCUGCGACUAGAGUGAAAGGCUUCAACAUGGGAAACUGGAUUAUCAACCAUGGACUCACAUCAUUUAUACUGGUGGUCUGGAUGGGGAUCAACAUCUUUCUUUUCGUCUGGUUUUACUUCUUCUACGACCUAGGAGACCAGUUUUUCUACACUCGACAUAUUUUAGGGUCUGCUUUGGCCUGGGCCAGAGCUCCUGCUGCUGUCCUCAACUUCAACUGCUUGCUGAUCCUCCUCCCAGUCUGCAGGAACCUGCUGUCUCUGCUCCGAGGAUCCUUUGUGUGUUGUGGAAGAACCAUGAGGAAACAGCUUGACAAAAAUUUAAGUUUCCACAAGUUGGUAGCGUACAUGAUCGGACUAAUGACAGCUGUUCACAUGAUCGCCCAUUUGUUGAACGUGGAGUGGUACAACAACAGCAGACAAGGCGUUUACGACAAACUCAGCACAGCGUUGUCCAAUCUGGAGGACAGUGACAACACCACCUACCUGAACCCAAUCCGCACAACAGACAUCGAUCCGCAGCAGAUUCCAACCUACUUCGUCUUCACCACCAUCGCUGGCCUUACAGGAGUCAUCAUCACUCUGUGCCUCAUCCUCAUCAUCACCUCCUCCAUGGAGGUCAUCAGGCGGAGCUACUUUGAAGUCUUCUGGUACACACAUCACCUCUUCGUCAUCUUCUUCGCUGGUCUGGUUUUUCACGGAGCCGGGCGUAUUGUGAGGAGCCAGAAUAUGGAUACUAUUCCGCCACACAACUUCACAUUCUGUAAAGACCGCAGUGAUGACUGGGGACGGAUUCCAGAGUGUCCCAUCCCUCAGUUUAGAGGUGGAUUUCCACAGACGUGGAUGUGGGUGAUCGGUCCAAUGGUUCUUUAUCUUUGUGAACGUCUCCUUCGUUUUAUACGAUACAUGCAGGCGGUCAGAUACAGGAAGAUUGUGAUGCGGCCGUCGAAAGUGCUGGAGCUGCAGCUGGUGAAGAACGGCUUUACAAUGGAGGUGGGGCAGUACGUGUUCCUCAACUGUCCAGCCAUUUCGCAGCUCGAGUGGCACCCGUUCACCAUGACCUCUGCACCCGAGGAGGACUUCUUCAGCGUCCACAUCCGUUCGGCCGGAGACUGGACCAACAAACUCAUCAGCAUUAUGGAACAGCUUCCAGAGGGAGCGCAAGGACCAAAAAUGGGGGUGGACGGCCCCUUCGGCACAGCCAGUGAGGACGUAUUCGACUAUGAGGUCGCAAUGUUGGUCGGCGCCGGAAUUGGGGUCACUCCAUUCGCUUCUAUACUCAAAUCCAUCUGGUACAAAUUCAAAGAGUCCAAUCCAAAGCUGCGCACGAGAAAGAUCUACUUCUAUUGGCUUUGUCGGGAAACACACGCCUUUGAAUGGUUUGCUGACCUUCUUCAGGUGCUGGAGAAAGAGAUGGAUGAGAGAGGCAUGGGGGAUUUCCUCACCUACAACCUCUACCUGACUGGAUGGGAUCAAAACCUGACUAAUGCAGUGACUGUUCGCUUCGACGAGGACACAGAUGUGGUCACUGGACUCAAACAGAAAACUCACUAUGGCCGACCCAUCUGGGACAAAGAAUUUGAGAAAGUCCGCAAAGAGAAUCCCACGUCUGUGGUGGGGACGUUCUUAUGUGGCCCUGAAGCUCUGGCAAAGGUUUUGGAGAAGAAAUGCGCCAAAUACUCCGACGUGGAUCCACGGAAGACCAAGUUUUACUUCAACAAAGAAAACUUCUGAGCACAACAGAAACUUUCUAUCUGGACUCUGGAACAGACAAGAGUUAGUGGAAGUUUUCAGUUCCCAAACAUUCUCUUUAGACAUCUGAGUUGUCUGACAACCUGCGAUCAUUAGAAGGGUGUGGUUUAGACUCGCACCUACCUAUUCUGCACUUCUAUUACAAAGAGGCGGAUAAUUUUAUCAGCUCUACUCAGGGAUGGAGUCUUGCAUCAUCUGUGCGAUGAUUCAUGGCUUAAAUGACCAGUUACAAUCAGAGGAUUAUAGAAGCUCUGGAAAAAGUUCAUCACUAUCCAACUCUCACUAUUCACAGCUAUGCGUUUCAGUAGAAGUAUUUCUGGUAUUCCUGCAACCUACUGACAAUUCUCCCAAAUUACA
Sphaeramia orbicularis (orbiculate cardinalfish) is the source of this 2141-nucleotide messenger RNA. It is a transcript of the gene nox1, whose product is annotated as NADPH oxidase 1. Gene Ontology annotation, molecular function: superoxide-generating NAD(P)H oxidase activity. Gene Ontology annotation, cellular component: plasma membrane; NADPH oxidase complex. The transcript is spliced from 13 exons. Bases 63 to 1766 code for a protein of 567 amino acids. The record is from RefSeq and is a predicted model, not a curated record. NCBI's taxonomy places the organism in Eukaryota, Metazoa, Chordata, Actinopteri, Kurtiformes, Apogonidae. Gene Ontology annotation, biological process: superoxide anion generation; defense response.